Cyphellophora europaea CBS 101466 is the source of this 1476-nucleotide messenger RNA. RefSeq lists its product as uncharacterized. Bases 1 to 1476 code for a protein of 491 amino acids. Lineage: Eukaryota; Fungi; Ascomycota; Eurotiomycetes; Chaetothyriales; Cyphellophoraceae. Gene Ontology annotation, biological process: secondary metabolite biosynthetic process. The record is from RefSeq and is a predicted model, not a curated record. The transcript is spliced from 3 exons. Gene Ontology annotation, molecular function: FAD binding; monooxygenase activity.
AUGCCAUCGCAGAGGUUGAACGUGGGUGUCGUGGGCGGAGGUUUGGGAGGGUUGGCAGCUGCUAUUGCCAUUGCAAGAAGCGGCGCGGAUGUGACAGUCCUGGAAGCCGCUACCAAGCUCGGCGAGAUUGGCGCCGGUAUACAUAUGUUUCCUAAUGCCUCGCGCUUUCUGCUGCGUUGGGGCGUAACCAAGCUCAUUGGCGACAACCUGGUUGAGCACGAAGAGGCGAACACGUGGAGUGGGGGACCGGGGCUCAACUUGAUCUCCAAGAUUGAUGCGAAGAAGGUCUCAAGGGCCAGUGGUUUCCCAUGGUAUAUUGUCCGCCGGGAUCAUCUUCAUGCUGGACUGGAAGCCUCUGCUCGCCUUCAUGGCGUCAAGAUCAUAACCAAUGCUCGCAUUGCCUCCUUCGACACGGCAAGUCACGCACCGCUCGUUACGGUCACGACAGGUGCCGGAACCUCACACAGUUUUGAUCUAGUAAUUGGGGCUGACGGCAUCAAAUCUGCAAUCCGUGGUCAGAUGUUUCCCGAUGUCGGGCCUGUUCCAUACGCACCAGCUGUGGCAUAUCGACACACCAUGAAGAUCAGCACCAUCUAUCGCGAAGUGCCGGAGGCGAGGCAUAUCAUCCGUAACAACUUCCACAUGUGGUGUGGCCCACACGGAUACCUUGUUACCUAUCCACUCAGUGGAGGCACCGAAAUGAACAUUACCAUCUGCUUCUACACGAAAGACGGCUGGCCGACGACGAUCGUUGAAGAUGCGGACCUCUCCGAGCUCAAUGAACAGCUCAAAGACUACCCUGAAGUUGUACAGAAGAUAUGGGCGCUCGCGCCGGGCUCGAACCGCUGGCCGCUGUUGCAUAUCCGAAAGAUGGAUAGUUGGUCGAACAAGGAGAAAAACGUGGUGCUACUUGGCGACGCUUGCCAUGCGAUGAACCCAGCACUCGCUCAAGGAGCUGCCACCGCCAUCGAGGAUGCCGCAUUCCUCGGACAAGCACUUGCGGAAGUUCAACAGGGGUCCAUUUCAAUAGCUGAGGCGAUCACAAUCUAUGAAGAACGUCGGAUACCCAAAGCCUGGGUCAAGCAGCAGCUUGCCUUCAUAGCUGCAGAUCUGGAGAUGGGCGGGCCGGGACCUUCCUAUGAUAAAGACAUUCCGGAGGAGCAGAUCCGGGCACUGCGAGAUCGCAACUCGAAACCCGAGAUCGAUGCUUCAGCAGUCAGUGUCAAAUCUCAAGCAGAACUUCCGAUGAGGUAUCGAAGUUGGCAUCACGCAUUCUUCGUGGAAAACAACAAACGCAAUUUCUACUACGAUGCUGAAGCCGAUGCCGACGAUGCAGUGUGUCAGCAUUUGCUCAACAAGAGCCAGAUCAUCAACGAUACACGGAAAGCGACCGACUUGCUGGAGAGAAAAUUCUGGGCUCCGCUGUUCGAAAAUGAAUUGGCCCGGGAAGCAGGUGCCAGCGUAAGUGCGGAUUAG